Linum trigynum is the source of this 2258-nucleotide messenger RNA. Lineage: Eukaryota; Viridiplantae; Streptophyta; Magnoliopsida; Malpighiales; Linaceae. The record is from the annotation of a GenBank genome assembly.
ACAAAACUCCAACCAGUUCACAAAGAGACAAGACUUCUUCUACCUGCAGCUUGCCUUCGGAACUUGGUCCUGCAUUUCUCCCAUUUCAUUUCAGAAGAGCAUAUACUGCCUUCUGUUAUUUACUUCACAGCUUAUUUGCUAAAGAAAUUAUGGGUUUUGAAGAACAGCUGAUUGGAGUUGGAAUUGGAUUGGAAGAGUUCACCUUUGCUCACUCUGACCCUCUUGUUUUGGAGCUCACCCGUCUGCAGAAUCUCCUCAAAGAGAAAGAUAGAGAGCUGGGAGCUGCUCAUGGAGAAAACAAAGGUUUGAGAACAGCUGAUGCAUUGAAGGACAAGGCCAUAGAAGAGCUGAGGAUUCAGAUGACCAGACUAGACGAGAAGCUACGUGCCUCAGAGAAUGUAAUCGAGAACAAGAACCUCGAAAUCAAGAAGCUAGUGGUUGAAAAGAAAGAGGCAUUAUCAGCACAGCACGCAGCAGAAGCAACUCUUAGAAGGGUUCAUGCAAAUCUCAAGGAUGAUGACUCUCCUCCCAUAGAAUCUUUCCUCGCUCCCCUUGAGGCCGAGAUCAAGAUGUACAAGAAUGAGAUUGCAGCACUGCAGGAAGACAAGAAGGCGAUGGAGCGCCUGACAAAGUCGAAAGAAUCAGCUCUACUUGAAGCUGAGACGAUUCUGAAGAGUGCCCUGGAGAGGGUUUUGAUAGUUGAGGAAGUUCAGAACCAAAACUAUGAACUGAGAAGACAGAUUGAGAUUUGUCAGGAAGAGAACAGGAUUCUCGAGAAGACAAAUCGGCAGAAAGUUGUGGAAGUUGAGAAGCUGAGUCAGACCAUUGGAGAGCUUGAAGAGAGUGUUCUAGCAAGUGGAGCAGCUGCAAAUGCUGUUAGGGAUUAUAAGAGACAGAUCACUGAAAUAAAUGAGGAGAAGAGGAUGCUGGAGAGGGAGCUAGCUAGGACUAAAGUAUCAGCAAAUCGGGUGGCGACAGUUGUGGCAAAUGAAUGGAAGGAUGAGAAUGAUAGGGUGAUGCCUGUCAAGCAAUGGCUUGAAGAGAGAAGGCUGAUGCAGGCAGAGAUACAAAGACUGAGGGAUAAGCUUGCAAUUUCAGAGAGAACAGCCAAGGCAGAAGCACAAAUUAAGGAAAAGCUGAAGCUGAGGCUGAAGACCUUUGAAGAAGGGUUAAAGCAAGCAACUAGCAUCUCCACCAACUCUAACAAGUUCCGUGAGUCCCCUAAAUGCGAAAAACAUGGCAGCAGUAUCUUAGGGUUCUUAGCAAGCAAUGCAGGGCUAAGGAAGAGAUCUGCAUCGCAGCCAAGGGCUUCCAUGGUUGCUGGCAGAGGGUUACUUCUGCAGCAAGCAAAUGUGGAAACUGAGAGGAAUGAAUCAAGGAAACAAGGUUCCAGCGAAAGCACAGUGAGGAAGAGCUUGUGGGCAUCUAGGAGUAGGGUUGUUGAUAGCACUGGAAAGGAAAAUGCAGAAGGGAGAGCAAAUGCAGAUCUCAAUGCUGAUAAGACCAUGAAGGAUAUUGAAAAUACAGCAGUAGCUAAUGAGGAAGUACAAGAGAAGGAAAGUGUGAGUCCUAGAGCUGAAGAUUUGGUUUCGGGGUUCUUGUAUGAUAAGCUUCAGAAAGAGGUUAUAAAUUUAAGGAGAGCUUGUGAGGCCAAGGAGAGCAGUUUGAAUGCCAAAGACCACCAAAUCCAGAUGUUGAUGAGAAAAGUUGAUUCCUUGACGAGAUCCAUCGAAGUGGAGUCCAAGAAGCUGAAGAGAGAAGCAGCAGCAAGAGAAAAGGAAACUGGGUCAUCAAAGUUAGAACCUAGCAGAAAAACUGCUGCAUCUCCAAACCCAUACAGAAGGUAAUGUGAGGUUGCUUCAGGCACGGGAUAAAGUAGAAAGCCCAGCAGAAAAUUUGUGCAAAAACUACACCAAAAGUUCCUUUUGAUUCUUGAAUGUAAAUAUGAAGCUGAUCUCUCCUGAUUCUUUGCUGCACUUUCAGUAUGGUUUGGGUUUCAGUUUGUGUACAUUCAAUAAAUGAGUCAGCAAGAGAAAAGCUAAAACAGUGAGGAAUAUGUAAACAAAGGCAGAGUUCAUAGUUCCAACACAGAGGAGAUCCGACAAAUAUACACAUACACAUAAUAAGUUUGCUUGCAACCCUUUUGUUAUAAUGAUGUUCAAUUCUCAUUGAAACUACAAUUUUUUGUAUUGAACUGAAGUUCUGCUUCAACAAAGAUCAACAACCUUCUACACUCCUAAUAAAGCUAAAACCAUUUG